Messenger RNA from Oryzias latipes (Japanese medaka), 2988 nucleotides. RefSeq names its product TBC domain-containing protein kinase-like protein. NCBI's taxonomy places the organism in Eukaryota, Metazoa, Chordata, Actinopteri, Beloniformes, Adrianichthyidae. Gene Ontology annotation, molecular function: protein kinase activity; ATP binding. The record is from RefSeq and is a predicted model, not a curated record. Gene Ontology annotation, cellular component: nucleus. Gene Ontology annotation, biological process: protein phosphorylation.
CGUUUACCCAGCUGGAGGAGCUAUACCACGGACAGGAAGAGCCUGUAUUUUUCAAAACAUUUACGUAAAAAAUUGAUUAAACGUUGCGUUUAUUUCUUGACCGUACAGCAUCUUAUCUUCUAGACUCGUGCAACAUGAGACCCCUCAAAGAUGCCAAGCUGGGGGCCUUCACCUUCUUUGCGUCAGCUCUUCCUCAUGAUGUCUGUGGCAGCAAUGGUCUUCCUCUCACUCCUAACUCCAUUAAAAUCCUGGGGCGCUUCCAGAUCCUGAAGAACAUCACCCAUCCCAGACUCUGCCAAUACAUAGACAUCUCCAGAGGGAAACAUGAAAGGCUUAUUGUUGUUGCGGAGCACUAUGAAAGAAACCUAAAUGACUUCAAACAAGGACAAAGAGCAAGCCCAGAAAAAGUGCUGCAGAUUGCCUAUGAGGUUCUCGAAGGCCUGGAGUUUAUGAACAGACAUGGUUUGGUGCACAGAGCACUCAGCCCUAACAACGUGCUCCUGGACUGUAAGGGGAAUGUCAAGCUGGCAAAGUUUGGCCUUUAUCACAUGACUGAUCACGGCGCAGAUGUCGAUUUCCCCAUCGGCUACCCAUCAUACCUUGCUCCAGAAGUGAUCGCCCAGGGCUCUUCCCACCCCAGCGAUCCAUCACAUGACGAAGCUCCUCAUCCCUCUGGACCCAAGACGGAUGUCUGGUCUCUGGGAGUUUUGCUCUUUGAAUUGUGUGCAGGAAGAAGACUUCUGCAGAAUAUUGAUAUAAGUGAGAGACUGAAGUUCAUUUUGACUCUUGGUUGCAUGGAUGACAUUGUCACAGUGUUCGCUGAGGAACAUGGUUGUUUGGAUACCAUAAAGGAACUCCCUGAGAAUGUGCUUGACUUUUUAAGGAAGUGUUUGACAUUUCUUCCAUCCAAAAGGCCGACCCCUGCAGAGCUGCUUGGAGACCCCGUUUUUGGAGGCAUUUCCUGCCAGUAUAGACCCUUCCAGAGGCCUGUGAGCCUCUUCUCCUCAUCUCUGCGCUGUGCAAGUUUGGAGCUCCCGGAAGACAUCAGUGAUCUUUGCAAAGAUGAUGAUGGUGAUUACUUGGCUGAGCGGGGCAUCGAUGAAGUUUACCACCUGUGGUGUCUGGCGGGUGGAGACUUGGAGAAGGAGCUGACCAACAAAGAAAUCAUCCAGUCCAAACCCCCCAUCUGCACACUGCCCAAUUUUGUCGUGGAGGAUGGGGAGUCAUUUGGGCAGGGAAGAGAUCGGAGCUUUUUGCUGGACGACACCACGGUGACUCUGUCUUUGUGUCAACUCAGAAAUAGACUUAAGGAUGUAGCUGGUGAAGCUUAUUAUCCCCUUCUUGAAGACGAACAGUCGACUUUGUCCCAAUCCAGCAGCAGCAAUGAGCUGUCGUCCACAGUCACGCUGCCACUCAUCAUCCGUGAGAGAGACACAGAGUAUCAGCUCAUCCGCAUCAUCCUCUUUGACAGGCUGCUCAAGGCUUAUCCAUAUAAAAAGAACUUGGUGUGGAAAGAAGCCAGAUUGGAUGUUCCUCCUCUUGUUCGAGGACUGGCGUGGGCUGCUCUGCUGGGAAUUGAGGGGGACAUUCAGGCCAAGUACGACAGCAUCGACAAGGACACCCCCAUUCCCACUGACAGACAGAUUGAAGUGGACAUCCCCCGCUGUCAUCAGUAUGACGAGCUGCUGUCGUCUCCUGAGGGCCACACCAAGUUCAGGCGUGUGUUGAAGGCCUGGGUGGUCUCACACCCUGACCUAGUCUACUGGCAGGGUUUAGAUUCCCUUUGCGCUCCGUUUCUAUAUUUGAACUUCAACAACGAAGCUUUAGCCUACGCCUGCAUGUCUGCCUUCAUCCCUAAGUACCUGUACAACUUUUUCUUGAAGGACAACUCCCAUGUCAUUCAAGAGUACUUGACUGUCUUCUCCCAAAUGAUUGCUUUUCACGACCCAGAGCUAAGCAACCAUCUGAAUGAAAUUGGCUUCAUUCCAGAUCUUUAUGCCAUCCCCUGGUUCCUAACUAUGUUCACACAUGUUUUCCCACUGCACAAGAUCUUCCAUCUAUGGGACACAUUGCUGCUGGGAAACUCCUCAUUCCCCUUCUGUAUUGGCGUCGCCAUACUGCAGCAACUGAGGGACCGUCUCUUAGCAAACGGGUUUAAUGAAUGCAUCCUUCUCUUCUCUGACCUGCCAGAAAUUGACAUUGAGCGCUGCGUACGUGAAUCCGUCAUCCUCUUCCGCUGGACUCCGAGGAGCGCUACGUACCGACAACAUGCCCAGUUACCAAAACCCACCGGGGAUAACGGAUUUGGGAAACCUGCGUCAUACUUCUCCUCUGACUAUCAGGACAUGCCGAAAACAGACUUGUCCCGGGAGCCCCUGGCACUGUGUGACCUGAAAGCAGAGGCGUCUCCCAGGAUCUCAGCUGAGGAUCUGAUUGACCUCUGUGAAUUAUCUCAGGCCGGGCUCCCCAAAAGAAACAAAUCUGGCAAGCCCAAGAUUGUCGCUGUCGAUAUUCGGAGUUCAGAAGACUUUAGCAGAGGUCAUGUUUCUGGCAGCAUCAACGUUCCCUUCAGCUCUGUGUUCAACCCUGACGGGGAGCUGGUGCAGUGUCCGGCUACAGGAGCCCUGCACACCUACAAAGGGAGCGUCAUCGUCGUCAUCAGCCAUGCUGUGAAGAGCGCCAUCAUAUUCGCUUCACAACUCGUCAAGGUGAAUUUUCCUCGGGUUUGUGUCUUGGAUGGAGGAAUCAACAAGCUGAAGCUCACUGGCCUCCUGACAGUCCCCUCCCCUCAGAUCUGACCACAUUCUUCAUCACCAAAAUAAUGGAAACAAUCUACAGCCUAAAUUAUUUGCAAUUAUAUACAUAUUACGUUUGUGUGAUUUUAACAUUAUUAUCUGGCAUUGAAUAGAAAUUUCCUUCCAAUUUAUACCCCGUGAGAACUUAUUAUCUCUGAUUUUCAUAAUAAAAUUGUUUAGUUGUUGCAAGUGU